AUGAGGGGUAUCAAUCUCCAGCCUGCUCGAGUCCAUCAAUUCACAACUCGACUACUUGAAUCUAAGAGCAUAUCUCAGGAGCCACCAUGGUAUAAAAUAAUCGGACAGUUUCCCCCUGGUGAAAUUAUGACUCGAACUCAGCCAGUUCAGCAUCAAUCUCCAAAAGUUCAUCCUCGGACGAGGAAACCUAGUAAAAUGUUCAGGCCGCAAAAGAUAGAGUAUGAGGAAGACAAGCUAAGACAGGAAUUUUACCGUGACCAUCCAUGGGAAUUAGCAAGACCAAGAAUAGUUUUGGAGAAUAGCGGAAAUGAAAGCUACGAAUAUGAUUGGAGUAAGAUUGAACAAGAAACCAAACAGUUGGAUGGUGAAAGUGUCAUACAAAGACAGCUAUGGCUUAUGAACAAUGUCGAUAAUAUGACACGAAGUAUGGCUUAUGAUAUUGCUCGUAAAGAAUUCUAUAAUUUACGUCAUACUGAAGAGAUCGAGCGAAGGUUAUCCAAGGAAGAAGCACUGUAUACUGGCGCGAAUUUUGGACCUGGACCGAAUGAAUGGGGAAUGGGUCUCGAGAACAAAACUUUUGAGUCAUGGAAGGAGUGGGCAUCAAGGAAAAUUGAAGAGAUAGAGUUAAAAAGAGAAGCUGGUUUAUAUCACGAACUUGAGGAGGAUACAAUUGGAGCUCAAAAUCCUUCCGAGCCAUUACCCGAUAUGCUUUGA
Blumeria graminis f. sp. triticale is the source of this 714-nucleotide messenger RNA. The record is from the annotation of a GenBank genome assembly. NCBI's taxonomy places the organism in Eukaryota, Fungi, Ascomycota, Leotiomycetes, Helotiales, Erysiphaceae.